CAGAGAAACGCGAGCCAACGACUUGCAGUCGCCAUCGGGUCUGCCGCAUCUGCCCAUCUCCCUGGCCAGCCUGCCCGAGAUCCCGCCUGUCUUGUGGCCAUCCACAGUCCGAUCGUGCUGAACCGUCACCAUGGCGCCAAAGGAUGCGAAAUCCCCGUCGGCAAAGUCGUCCAAAGCCGGCGCCGAAGUCACUCCAACCCAUCCCCGAGUCAAGGCGCUAUCGUCGACCUUCCGAACGCUCGAGCGCCAAGCCGAGGCCAUUAACCCCUCCAACGAUGGCCCGCACUAUCCCAAGCUGGCUGAGCUGAGUGCUCCCCACGUCAAGUCCUUCGAUUCGAUAUUCGAGUCGUCCACUGGCGACAAGUCGCUGAUGGAGAUGGCCAUCGAGAACAUUGGAAAAACUACCAUCUUCAACCUGGGCUCGGGCCAGAAGCUCGAGCGGUCGACCCCAAAGCUCGAGAUCUGGAUCGAGAGCGUCUCGGUCGGCAAGCCCGUGAUCGAGGGCACCAAGGCCGACUCCUUCGUCGUUUUUCCUGCCGAGUGCCGUGAGCGCGGCACCAGCUACAAAGGAAAGAUGCAGGGCAAGCUGUGCUGGCGGGUCAAUGGUGGUCCCGUCCAGUCUCACGUCCGGCAUCUCGGCAAUCUCCCUAUUCUCGUCCGGUCGGUCAAGUGUAAUCUGAACGGAAAGUCGCCCAAGGAGCUCGUGCGCCUCAAGGAGGAUCCCGACGAGUUUGGAGGAUAUUUCAUUACCAACGGCAUCGAGCGCCUCAUUCGUCUGCUGAUCGUGCCUCGACGCAACAUCGCCAUCGCUCUGGUCCGUGGCUCGUUCCAAAACAGAGGCCCGACCUACACUCCAUACGGUGUCCAGAUCCGCUGCACCCGCAACGACCAGUCUUCGCAGACCUGCACGGUGCACUACUGCAGCGACGGCGCCGUUACUUUCCGCUUUGCCUAUCGCAAACAAGAGUACAUGGUGCCUGUGAUGCUGAUUCUGCGCUCGCUGAUCGAUGCCACCGACCGCGACAUCUUUGAGCGCAUCACCAUGGGCCAGACCGACAACACGUUCUUGACAGACCGUGUCGAGCUGCUUCUGCGCUCGGCCAAGCGCUACGGCGUCUACACUCGCAAGCAGUGUCUCGACUAUCUCGGAUCAAAGUUCCAUGUCAUGCUCAACUCGCCCGAAGACUCGACCAAGGAAGAUGUCGGUGUCGCCUUCCUGAAAACCAUCUGCUUGGUUCAUCUUGGCAGCAACCAGGCCAAGUUUGACUUGCUGAUCUUCAUGAUCCAGAAGCUGUACAGCCUGGUUGCCGGAGAAUGCGCCUCGGACAACCCAGAUUCGCCCCAGUUCCAGGAGAUCCUGCUCGGCGGACAUCUCUACAUGAACUACAUGAAGGAAAAGCUUGACGACUGGCUGACGGGCAUCAAGACACAGAUCCAGAUCGAUAUUCGACGAUCCCCUGCCUCGGUCGACUUCCAAGACAACAAGUACAUGCAGAAGGUGAUCCAGAAAGUCAACUGCGAUGUUGGUCGCAAGAUGGAAUAUUUCCUGGCCACCGGCAAUCUUGUCAGCAACACCGGCUUGGACUUGCAGCAGGUCUCCGGAUACACAAUUGUUGCCGAAAAGCUCAACUUUUUCCGUUACAUUGCCCACUUCCGAUCGGUCCACCGUGGUUCCUUCUUCGCCGAGCUGAAAACCACCACCGUCCGCAAGCUCUUGCCCGAGGCUUGGGGAUUCCUCUGCCCUGUGCACACUCCAGAUGGCUCGCCGUGUGGUCUGCUCAACCAUCUCAGUCACACCUGCAAGAUCAUGGUCGAGCCGUCAGACGCAAGUCGCGUGCCUGCCCUGGUUGCGUCCUUGGGCGUAUCGCAGAUGAACGCCGGUGGACCCCGCAUGGUCAAGGCCGCUGGCGACACCGAAAUGACUGACGCCACCGAGGCCGACGACGGCUUUGAGGACGUCGAGCUUGACCCGGCACACAUUCGCAGUGUCCAACAGAACACUGUGAUCUGUGUUCAGCUGGACGGCGAGAUCAUUGGCUAUUGCACCGCCAAGCUCGCAAGAAAGGUUGCCGACACCCUCCGGUACUGGAAGGUCGCGGGGCAGAAGGGCGUGCCCUUGGAUCUCGAGAUUGGUCUCGUGCCCCCCUCCCGUGGUGGACAGUACCCCGGCCUCUUCCUGUUCUCGGGAGCAGCUCGCAUGUACCGACCCGUCCGUUACCUGGCCACCGGCGAGGUGGACAUGGUUGGCCCGUUCGAGCAGGUCUUUAUGGAUAUUGCUUGCAUGAACGAGGACAUCAUCCCCGGAGUCACCACCCACCAGGAGCUGUCGCCGACUAGCAUGCUCAGUGUCAUUGCCAGCAACACACCGUUCUCGGACUUUAACCAGAGUCCUCGUAAUAUGUACCAGUGCCAGAUGGGUAAACAGUCCAUGGGAACCCCGGCGAUUGCGCUGCCGCACCGCACCGACAACAAGCUGUACCGCCUGCAGACUGGCCAGUCGCCCAUCGUGCGUCCCCGCGCUUUCAAUGACUAUGGCAUGGAUGGCUACCCCAACGGCAUGAACGCUGUCGUCGCCGUUAUUUCGUACACGGGCUACGAUAUGGAGGAUGCCUCCAUCAUCAACAAGUCUUCGCACGAGCGAGGCUACGGCUACGGCACUGUCUACAAGAGCGAGUUUAUCGAUCUGUCCGAGAAGCGCGUUGCGGGCGAAGGCAUCACACACCACUUUGGCCUCGUCCCGCCAGAGGGCGGCGCCAAGAUGAGCAACAAGAUGCUCGAGAUGCUGACCAACUUUGUGGACUACGACGGUCUCCCCCAUGUCGGCGUCAAGCUCAAGAAUGGCGAUCCCCUGUACACCUACAUCAACGACACCACUGGGCGAGUUAUGGUCGAAAAGUACAAGAGUAUGGAAGAUGCCUAUGUCGACGAGGUCCGACUGAUUGGAUCCGACAUGGGAGACCAGGAGCUGCAAAAGAUCCACAUCAAGUACCGCAUCCCCCGUCCACCGCAUAUCGGUGAUAAGUUCUCGUCGCGGCACGGCCAGAAGGGUGUCAUCUCGCAAAAAUGGCCCUCGAUCGACAUGCCGUUCACGGAGACGGGUAUUCAGCCCGACGUCAUCAUCAACCCGCACGCGUUCCCUUCGCGUAUGACCAUCGGCAUGUUUGUCGAGUCGCUCGCAGGCAAGGCCGGCGCCUUGCACGGGCAUUCCCAGGACGCCACUCCCUUUGAGUUCACGGAGAACUUCUCGGCCGCCGACUACUUUGGCGAGGAGCUGAAGCAGGCUGGCUACAACUACCACGGCAACGAGCCACUCUAUUCUGGCAUCACUGGCCGCGAGUUCAAGGCUGAUAUCUACAUCGGAGUUGUUUUCUAUCAGCGUCUGCGUCACAUGGUAUCGGAUAAGUACCAGGUGCGCACCACCGGCCCCGUCCACAACCUCACGCAGCAGCCCGUCAAGGGACGAAAGCGAGCCGGCGGUAUCCGUUUCGGUGAGAUGGAGCGCGACUCGCUGCUGGCGCACGGUGUCUCGUUCCUGCUGCAGGAUCGGCUCUUCAACUGCUCGGACUACUCGCAAAGCUACGUCUGUCGGUUGUGCGGCUCGAUCCUCAGUCCCCUGUCGAGCUCCACAGAGAGCGAGACGAUCCGCGGCCAGAAGCGGCAUGUGGAGUGCAUGAACUGUGCCACGAGCUCGGGCAUCGAGAUUGUGCCGAUCCCGUAUGUGUUUAGAUAUUUGUGCACCGAGCUGGUGGCCAUGAACGUCAAGUUGAAGCUCGAUGUUGCCUAGAGCACCAGCUUGGUGCCAUUCAUGGCCCACAGCUCUUCCACCAGAAUACACGACAGCAUGUUCGGAACGAAA
Molecule: messenger RNA, 3856 nt
Organism: Polychytrium aggregatum
Lineage: Eukaryota; Fungi; Chytridiomycota; Chytridiomycetes; Polychytriales
Exons: 10
Coding region: 131-3784 (1217 amino acids)
Biological process (GO): DNA-templated transcription
Cellular component (GO): nucleus; RNA polymerase I complex
Molecular function (GO): ribonucleoside binding; DNA-directed RNA polymerase activity; DNA binding
Source: RefSeq, a predicted model, not a curated record